GGAAUAUCCCUUCAUUCUUACUGCCAUGGAGAGUGUUGUGAUCAACUGGAACCUCCUGUGUCUUGUCUUGUCUUAGGAACAGUGCUGCUCACCAAGCUGCUCAGAUUAUGGAGUCCCAGGCUAUCUAACAAAUUGGUGUAUUGGUACGCCUCUGAGACUCCUGACUCGGUUAGCCUGAAGAGAGAAGUAUCAGAUAUAAAGCAACAGUUGCAGCACGUUAAUAUGAUGGACAAUUUUGCAGAUCAUGCCAGACUUCAGAGGAGAAUCAAUCAGAAGGACAGAGAGCUUCAGGUGAAAGAGAAGGGUCAAGUCACGGUUGACGAAGCUGAGUGCCGUGUUGAGUGGAGGGAGUUCAUUGUUAAUAUUGAUAAUGCAUAUUGGUGUCGUCAUGUUGAAUCAUCGGAGACCAGUUGCCAUUUUCCCCACUGAACUGUUCCAUCCAGUGUCUCCACUCCUGGCCUUCCCCACUGGACAACCA
This is a messenger RNA of Halichondria panicea, 478 nucleotides long. Its product is annotated as guided entry of tail-anchored proteins factor 1-like. Gene Ontology annotation, biological process: tail-anchored membrane protein insertion into ER membrane. Gene Ontology annotation, cellular component: GET complex. The record is from RefSeq and is a predicted model, not a curated record. NCBI's taxonomy places the organism in Eukaryota, Metazoa, Porifera, Demospongiae, Suberitida, Halichondriidae. The annotation marks the transcript as partial. Gene Ontology annotation, molecular function: protein-membrane adaptor activity. The transcript has 5 exons.